AGAAACAGUAAUAAAGCAGCUUGUCUUCAACAUUCUCACCUCCCCACAGCCCACAUAUCUUUUUCCCUCCCUCUCUGCUUUUUGCUGUUUUCUUCCCCCCAGACCUCCAGUGGGUCCCUCAGCCUGCUAUUUCAUGACCUACAGACCUUCUUUCUCUCCUUUCCCCUUUAUAAUUUAAUUUUCUUCACGCAGCAAACACAUCCAUUCAUAACUAUUCUUUCCCUCUCUCUCUUCUUUCUCUCUCUUCCAUUUUCACUACUCUACACUCGAUAAAGCUUACUGCUACCCUGUUGGCUGUUGUUGCGACUUCCUACUACAGCUAUGGCUGAAGCUUUGAAUUCUGAAAACGCUGCGUUUUGGCUUCCGUCUCAUUUUCUCACCGACGACGAUUUUCUCGCCGACGAGGUGUGCUUAAAGAGAGAUACAAUUAGAAAUGACUUCGACUUGUUUGAUAACUCGCUUGCCGGGUUUAACCUUCACUCGUCGCUUGACUCGCCGGUGAGUUCGACUGAGACUGAACUCGGUGAUAGUAAUGAUAGUAACAUCAAAAAUGAUGAUGAGUUCAUGGCUGAGUUAACUCGCCACCUCGCUCAAUCUUCUCUUAAUUACUCUUCUGAUGAGUCACACAACGUUCAGAAGCCAUGGAUGUUCUCAACUUCUCCACAAUCAACAUUAACCGGGUUCGGACCAUGGACAUCACGAAGCGGGUUUUCGAGCAACGGAAGUCCAAACGGACCUUCUCAAGUUCCGUCACCACCGCUAACACCUCCUGCUAAAAACGACGCCGCUUGGGAGCUUCUAUUUGAAGCUGCUGGUCAAGUUGCUCGUCUUAAAAUGAACGCUCUUGCUGCUCAAAUGAAACAACAAAACCAAAAUCGAGGCAUUAUGAGGGCCCCACAGAACAUUCCUUUCUCAGCCAAAUCUCAUCACCACAACCAUAACUCUUUUUAUGAUUUUCCUCAGCAUGAACAAUUGAAGAGGCAGAGUAAUGGAAGGUUUUACUGUCAACAUCACAGCCAUAACCAUAAUCAGCAAAGGAGCGCUCCACUUGGGCUCCCACAAUCUGCAUGGCCUCCUUUGAGGCCUAACCACCAUCACCACCACCGUCAACCAAGUAAUGGUUCAGGAAUGAGGUCAAGCUACCUUAACGGGCCUGGGAUACCCGGAAUCAAGAGACAGUCAACAGGAACCGGAGUUUUUCUUCCUAGAAGGGUGGGGACCACACCAACUCAUCAACAGCCUGAACCACGCAAGAAAGCAAGUGUGAUUCAUCCAGCAAGAGUUGUUGAAGUUUUGAACAUGAAUUACGAAGAAAUUAAAAUGAAGAAUGAGUUUCAAUCGAAACACAAUUCACGAUAUGGUACCGGAAUGUUGUCUGAACACGAGAUUUUAAUGGCAAGAAGAAACGCAUUACUGGAACGACAAAAGAAGAAUUUAUUGAAGAAUGAAAUGGUGACACAUGAAAUCAGUCUACCAAGUGAUUGGACUUACUAAUCUAUUUAUGGAGGUUAUUUUCUCUCACCUAGUGCUUGUUUUGAUGAAGGAGAUAGGAGUAGAUUUAUGGGUGGAUCAUGUUUGUUACUGGGUAUAACAUUAUAUUGAAAUUGAAAAAGGAAAAAAAAAGGAGAAAAAAGGUUUUAAAAAAUGCAAAAAUAAAAUUAAGGAAGAUGAAGUUAAUUGGUAAAGUAGUGGGAAAUUGGGAAUGAUAAAAAUAAAAGAGAAGUUGUGUUUUUAAUUUUUAUAAUUACUAAUAUUAAUUUUCCUAGUGUUUAUUGAAAGAAGAUAUGCAGCAGCUUUUGGUGGCACAAGCUUUUGCUUGCUUUAGAAAGGGGAAAUUUGAAAAAGAAGGAAGAAAUAUUACCAAGUUUUAAAAAUCUUCAUUGAUGUAAUGCAAUAAAGUUUGAGGGUAUUUUAGUCAAUUUAAUAGUAUGCUAAUUAAGCAAUUUAUAUUUGUAAUAGUGAUUUAGGUGUUUAAUGAUGUUAGAUAACAUAUUAGAGGUUUAUUUGGAAUGGAAAAGGUGGAUUUUGUUAGUUUUACCCCUUUUUCAAUAGUGGUGAUGGUGAUAAAAAUAUGAUUUUUGGGGGGUUUUGGCAAUUGUGGUUUUUGUAAGAAAAUGAUGAAAAAAAAGCCCAAUAAUUAGGUUUUGAUAAUUUGAUGUAAUAUGAUCCCCUUGGUGUUGGGGUUUAUAGUUGAAUAAUGAAUGAUAAUAUUUACCUUA
Amaranthus tricolor (Joseph's coat) is the source of this 2219-nucleotide messenger RNA. RefSeq lists its product as uncharacterized. Bases 322 to 1494 code for a protein of 390 amino acids. The record is from RefSeq and is a predicted model, not a curated record. NCBI's taxonomy places the organism in Eukaryota, Viridiplantae, Streptophyta, Magnoliopsida, Caryophyllales, Amaranthaceae. The transcript is spliced from 5 exons.